Messenger RNA from Nezara viridula (southern green stink bug), 1141 nucleotides. The record is from the annotation of a GenBank genome assembly. Lineage: Eukaryota; Metazoa; Arthropoda; Insecta; Hemiptera; Pentatomidae.
GUUGGCUGUAGGGCUGAUAAGGAUUUAUUACCCAUUCACUACAUUCAAAAUCUUAAGUCAUUACCGUGGAAGUUAGGUCAGUUUCGUUGUCAAGAUGGGAAUCGUCGGAAAAGUAAUAGGGAGCAUGAGGAAAAAAGAAUUCAGGCAGUAUUUAAUGAGUACCCAUUUUUGGGGUCCUGUUAUGAAUUGGACGAUACCUAUUGCCGCUAUUGCAGAUAUUCAAUAUAAAGAUGCUUCCAUCAUAAGUGGGAAAAUGACUUCAGCUCUUUGUAUUUAUUCAUUGGCUUUUAUGAGGUUUGCUUGGAGGGUUCAACCAAGAAACAUGCUUCUGUUUGCUUGUCAUUUUACAAAUGAAAUAGCUCAGGUAACGCAAGGUGUACGUUUUAUCAAUUACCAUUAUCUGAGUGAAGAUAAGAAUGAUGAAAGCACCAAAAAGUGAUAUAUUACUGUUUAUUGUCUUCCCGAUAAAAGUAGUAAAAUGAAAUCAAAAACCUUAUAAUUGCCUUUCCUUAUUCGAACGAUUUAUUUAUCGAACUAUUGUUAUAACUAUAUUUUAUUUGGAAGUCAUGUUGCAUCUCGUGGAGAUAAUAUGACGAUCUUAAAGAAAAUAUUUAAUGAUCAAUGUAAUUUAUAAUGGUUGUAUAUUUCUAGUAACAAAAAGGAAAAUUAAUUUGGAACUUGACUUAUCCAUCUUAAUGACUCAAUUUAGUUUUUAUAAGAAAUUAUACUUUUGAGACUGAGAACACAUUUUAGCAUUCCAGUCAGGAUGUCUUUCCCGUCAAAAAUUCAGCUUUAUAGCUGUAAUUCAACUGUGCAGGGUAUGCCCCAACCAUGACAAUGUAUUUUAAAAAUUUUUAUCAUUGCUGAAGAAAUGUAUUUUUAUAAAUGUUAUUGUAAUCAUACAAUAUUUUUAUAAGUAUUUUAAUUGUUAUUAUAAUUUAAAUUGUAAAAAAAAGGAAAGAACUUUGUUGUUUAGUUAAAUUGUUAUAUUCAUUCCACAACCUGGAAUGAAAUGAUUUAUUUUUUCUAUCUUAAAUUAGAACGUGUUGCAUUCCUUGUUGACCUCUUAUAUUUAAUCUUGUUAAUUAUUUUUGUAUUUGUUAUUUUUUUUUAAAUUACUUUUAUGUAGUACAAAUGUUUU